Molecule: messenger RNA, 1245 nt
Organism: Coccomyxa subellipsoidea C-169
Lineage: Eukaryota; Viridiplantae; Chlorophyta; Trebouxiophyceae; Coccomyxaceae
Product: WD40 repeat-like protein
Exons: 9
Coding region: 1-1245 (414 amino acids)
Cellular component (GO): mRNA cleavage and polyadenylation specificity factor complex
Molecular function (GO): protein binding
Source: RefSeq, a predicted model, not a curated record
AUGCCCUACUCCAGGCGCACAGUGGACUACACUGGACCGUACUUGAGGCUGCUGCAAGAGCGCCCGAAGCGGCCCAACAGAUAUGGCAUCAACCUGCUGCAGCCCACUGCUGCUGGUGCUCUCAGGAUCCUGCCCCCCAUGGGCUACAUCGACCAGCCUGCAAACAGCUUUGCCACCAAGUUCGUGCACAUGAGCUGGAACAAGGUGCGUGCCAGCUUCAAUGCAGUUACGUGGAACCAGGAGGGCAGGCGCUGCAUCACAGGCACGCAGGUCGGCGAGUUCACCCAAUGGGAGGGGCGAACCUUUGCCUUUGAACACAUCAUUCAGGCGCAUGAAGCUCCCAUCAGGACGGCCCGGUUCCUGCACAAUGGCGAGUACAUGCUGAGCAGCGACGACGCCGGCAUUGUCAAAUACUGGAAGCGGCAUCUCGACUCUGUGAAGGCGCUUCAGGCGCACAAUGAGUCCAUCAGGGGCAUCUGCAUCGCCCCCUCCGACCUCAAAUUUGCCACCGCCUCUGAUGACUCCACCGUCAAGGCCUGUCACAUUUGGCAGAUCUGGGACUUCAAGACGGCGCAGUUGGAGGCGACGUUGAGAGGCCACGGCGGGGACGUGAAGGCGUGCGACUGGCAUCCGUCAAAGGGCGUUGUCGCGUCGGCCUCCAAGGACAACGUGAUCAAGCUGUGGGACCCCCGCGGCGGCAAAGAUGCCCUCGCCACGCUGCAGGGCCACAAUGCAACCAUCAUGCAGGCACGCAAUAUUCAUAUAAUUGCACACAACGUGUCGCAGGUGCACUGGAACAUGAACGGGAACUGGCUGCUAUCAGCGUCUCGCGACUCGCUCUGCAAGGUGUACGAUGCGCGCAUGCUGCGCGAGCUGGCGACCUUCCGCGGCCACGUCAAGGACGUCACGUCCGCAGCGUGGCACCCAAUCCACGAGGACCUCUUUGUGUCCGGCAGCUAUGAUGGCAGCCUCUGCUACUGGCUCGUCUCCCACCCCAACGAGCCCCAGGCAAGCUGCAUUGCGCUCUCAUCCACUUUGCUGGGCGCGCACGAGGCGUCGGUGCUAAGCAUGGCUUGGCACCCGGCGGGGCACCUGCUGGCCACGGGCGGCGCCGACACGAUGACUAAGUUCUGGUGCCGCGCUCGCCCCGGAGACCCCUGGACCGAUCGCGCGCGCGCCGAGCAGGAGCAGGGCGCUACCACUGAGAGCGGUGCGGAGCAGAUUGUUGAAUGGAUUGUCCUAUGA